AUGAAGGUUGAAAAGCCCCGAGCUCGUGCAUAUACGCUGCCAGGCAACAUCAGCACGUUGCAGAAUGCGGCACAGCAGCCAUCACCACCACGAACACCCACUCCCCCAGCACUGAGGGCGACGCCCCCCCAUGAGCCGCACACCACCAACAACAUCAUACGGCUGGACACCACUCUGGCAGAACUCUACCGCGCUAAUGGAAUAGAGGGGCCAUUUGUCAUGACCAUGUACUGCGUGUUUGGGCACAUGGAUCUGCACCCAGCCUGGCCGCGUGAAUUGAUCUACCCAGAGGACGAGGAGCCCGUGCCUUAUUCUGCGCAAAAUGAGCAAGAGAUUGCGAGAUUACGCAAGGUCAUCCUGGGCAUGAAGCCCCUCCGCAGAGCAUUUGGGGUGGGUAACAUGGAUGUGCUGUUCUUCGGGCCCAAUGUCACGGCCGAGGGAAUGGAGAGAGCACUCUCACAGCUAGCGCCGAACCAGAGACAUCGACCUGUGAUUGUGGAUUUGGACGGGCACGAUGUUCACACGCAACUGAAGAGGGCCACCCAGGGCAAGAAGCUCUUGUUCUGGCGGCCACAGGGCUGGAUGGACGAGCAUGACUGUCUUCUUGACCCCAGAGAGAUGUUUGAUGUCAAUAGCAAAAAGUUCCUCAUCACAUCCGGCAUGCGCACGCCGCCAUCUGAAAUCAUCAACUUGCAGGCCGUGGACCUUACUGACAAGUCGUCUUGCGUUUUCUGGACCAGGCCACUCCCCUUCGUGGUCAAGCUAUACCGCGCGGGAUGCAGCUUCGGCACCUACAUCGUCAAGGCGGAGCAUCAGCGUGGGACGAUGGUGGGGGCAAUGACCAAAUACAAGUCGCGCGGGACAACCGAGGUGCUGCUGAGCAAGUAUAUCGACCUGGUGCAGGAUCUGAGUGUGCACUUUAUCGUUGGUGCGCCGGGGACGGUGCAUGACAGGGAUAAUCCUCUCAUUUUGGGGGUCACAGUCCAGACGUUAACUCAUGAUGGGAAGUGGGUUGGGGGUCACAUUGACUUCAGCAUGCAGGAGGAGCUGCGGAAGCACGUGUGGAAUACCGUGCGGGACACCACGAAAAGAAUGCCCGAGAGAUUCAUGGGUUGGGCGGGUGUGGAUAUCGUGGUCGACAGGGAAGGCGGGCAAUGGGUCGUCGAUCUCAACGCACGUUUCACUGGCUCGAUGCCCAUAUGCUUCAUGUCUGGGCACUUCUGGAAGCAGAGGGGCUUACCACUGGCCGAGUUCUCUGCAGUGGAGUAUGGCGGAGACGUGGAUUGCAUCUACACCAGGCUUGAAAGUCUGGUGAAGAGGGGACAGGUUGUUGUCACGGCGACAGCGAGGAUUGAAGAGGGUGUGAACAUGGCAGAUGUGGUGUGGGGUGGGAAAACCCUGAAUGAGUUGGCAGAAGUUCAAACAUGGAUUAGACAGGCGCUUGCAAAAGCAUCCUAG
This is a messenger RNA of Diaporthe amygdali, 1458 nucleotides long. RefSeq names its product solid-state culture specific atp-grasp domain protein. Gene Ontology annotation, molecular function: ATP binding; metal ion binding. The transcript has a single exon. The record is from RefSeq and is a predicted model, not a curated record. NCBI's taxonomy places the organism in Eukaryota, Fungi, Ascomycota, Sordariomycetes, Diaporthales, Diaporthaceae. Bases 1 to 1458 code for a protein of 485 amino acids.